Python bivittatus (Burmese python) is the source of this 3861-nucleotide messenger RNA. RefSeq names its product guanylate-binding protein 2-like. The record is from RefSeq and is a predicted model, not a curated record. NCBI's taxonomy places the organism in Eukaryota, Metazoa, Chordata, Lepidosauria, Squamata, Pythonidae. Gene Ontology annotation, molecular function: GTPase activity; GTP binding.
GAACCUCGCUUUCGAUUUCGCGGCUGCUUUAUAAAAGCCCCGACUUCAGCGCAGGAGGGAGAGGUCGCGUCGGGCUACGAAGGGAGCUGGCGGGCGGCCCAACUGGUUUCCUUUGGAAAGACGCGGCAUCCCUCCAGGCCUCCAAAAUGCAGAUGGCAGCCCCCGUGUGCCUGAUUGAGAACAGGCUGAGCGGCCUCCACAUCUCUCCAGAGGCCCUUCAAUUGCUCUCGCAAAUCCGGAACCAGGUGGUGGUGGUGUCCAUUGUGGGACUGUACCGCACGGGCAAGUCCUACCUGAUGAACAAGCUGGCUGGUAAAAAUUCAGGUUUCUCUUUGGGCUCCACGGUGCAAGCAAAUACAAAAGGAAUCUGGAUGUGGUGCAUUCCCUAUCCGGAAAGGCCUCAUCAAACCCUCGUCCUUCUGGACACUGAGGGAUUGGGUGAUGUGCAAAAGGGCAAUUCUCAAAAUGAUGCCUGGAUCUUCGCUUUGGCCGUGCUGCUAAGCAGCACCCUCGUCUACAAUAGUUUGGGGACCAUUGAUCAGACUGCUAUGGACAAGCUUCAUUUUGUGACGGAGCUCUCUAAACACAUCAGGACAAAGAGUCCAUCCAGCCAUGGAGAUACAGAAGACUCUUCUGAAUUUGUUGGCUUCUUCCCUACAUUUGUCUGGGCUGUGCGAGAUUUCACCCUGCAGCUGGAACGGAAUGGGAAACCCAUCACAGAGGACGAUUAUCUGGAACAAGCUCUGGAAUUAAAAAAAGGUAACAGUCACGAGGAGCAGAUGUUCAAUCUGCCGCGCAAAUGUAUCCGACUAUUCUUCCCCACCCGGAAGUGCUUCAUCUUUGAUCGCCCUACUAGUAGGAAGAACUUACCUCAUCUGGAACAGAUGCAAGAGAGUCAGCUGGAGCCUGAUUUUGUGGAACAAGCAAAGCAGUUCUGUCGCUAUGUCUAUUGGACAUCUCGAGAAAAGACUCUUCCAGGCGGACACAUUGUCACUGGCAACCUGUUGGCAGAGUUGGUCAAGACCUAUGUGGAUGCUAUUCAUAGUGGGAAAGUUCCUUGCUUGGAGAAUGCAGUAUUGGCCUUGUCUGAGAUUGAGAACGCGGCUGCUGUGCGUGAAGCUGGUGCUCACUAUGUGCAAAUGAUGGAGCAAAACCUGAAGCUACCCACUGAGACUCUCCAGGAACUUCUGGAUGUACAUAAAAAAUCUGAGAAAGAGGCCCUCCGGAUCUUCAUGGCUCGUGCUUUCAAGGAUGAUACACGUCAGUUCCAGGGCAAACUUGUGAAAACUGUGGACAGCAAGAAGGAAGAGUACUGCCGCAAAAAUGAGAUGAAAUCUUCUGAAGUCUGUUUAGCUUUACUGAGGUCACUCUCUGAGGGCUUGGAACAGAAGGUCAAGAAUGGAAGCUACUCCCAGCCUGGUGGCCACCAGGAAUUUGUAAAUGACCUGAAACAAGUGGAGGAAAGAUACCAUGAGGCACCUAAGAAAGGAAUAAUGGCGGGGAAGACCCUGAAAGAAUUCCUGCAGGGCAAGGACAGCAUCAGCAAAACCAUUCUUCAAAGUGAUGUAACCCUUAAAGAGAAGGAGAAGGAAAUGGAAGAUGCAAAGGCCAUGGCAAAAGCAGCAGAACUAGAGAGGGAGAUCCAGAAGCAGCAAAUAGAUAUGUUGCAACAGAAGUUGGAUGACCAGAAACAGAGUUAUGAUAUGAACCUUCAGACGCUAGAGGCGCAGAUGGUGGAAGAUAGAAAGAAGAUACUGGAAGAGCAAGAGAAGAUGAUCAGUAGCAAACUCAGGGAACAAGAGGCUUUCUUGAAAGAGGGUUUCGAGAAGGAAGCUAGACAACUGAACGGGGAGAUCCGUCAGCUGAAACAGAAAAGUGAAGAUGUGAAGAAGCCAUCUUGGAUAGCCUCAGCUUUGGGAGUCCUAGGAGACGUGGUCUCAACGGCAUUACCAGGAAUUUGGGGCAAAGCUGUUGGGGCUGUUACUAAUUUGUUCAAGCAUUUCUAAUCCAGAACAAAUGGCCUUAUUUCCUCUCCCAGGAAGUUCCUGUAUAUUCUAGAAAUGACCUGGCUGCAUUCUUACUUGAGUUAUUUUAAAUAUGUUCUGUAAAUGUAAAGUCAUGGUACGCAAAGUCAUUCUUGGACUCUAGGGGCUUGUUUCAAGGAUGGCAUUUUAAGGCUUCAUAGGCUUCCAACAGUCCGUGGCUUCAUGAAACAUCACAAGCUGAGUUCAGGCAUUGUAUUAAGCUCCUGUUGGUUGGUUGGUUUUAAUCCUGAUGUUUUAAGUCAUGUUUGGGGGUUUAUAUAUGACACAAAGCCCAAACUAAACCAAGCACUUAAUGCCUUAGUGCAAUUGGAGAAGUCAUUGUAAGAUAACCAAAGAAAAUGAAAUUUCUUUCAUUUAUGAGAGAAAAGAAAAGAAUAAAACAGGAUAGAAUGAAGCAUAGUGAAUGAAGAUUAUGACCCUAACCUGUUUCCCAAAUAUUGGCUAUUUCCUCAUUAGCAAUUUAUAGUGUUUUAUAGCAUUGUCCACCCAUCACUAUGCCAACAUAACACCAACUGGAGAAGGCUGUAUAGUGCUUUAUGAUUUUGGAUAUUCCUAGAAAAUGUAUUUUCAGUUACAUUGACCACAAGAGGUACCCAUGUCCAGUUUUGUCUUUAUUGGGACUACUCAGACAUCGGUAGCUAUAGAUUGAUAACUUUUUAUCAAUAGAAUAGAAUAGAAUAGAACCGAACCGAACCCCAAGAGGGUUGUGUGGAAGUCAUGCAAACCCUGUAACAUCUCUGUCUCUCUCCUCUGAGAGCUUAAGGGAAGGUGGACUGUAUUUAUCAAUCUGAUCACGCUUCCAGAAAAUAAUAGAAAUGCAAGACCCAGCAGGAGCAGCCUAUGGUGAUGGGGCCACCAGAAAGCUGAGGAAUUCUCUGCUUUUUGGAGAUGCAGGAAACUUCUGCCUUCCACGUGAUUCAGCCACAUCUUUGGAUUGGCUCUUUCAACACCCACCCAAUUUAGGUUAUGCCUUUGAAUGGCCUUUGCGUAGCUUUCUUUCCUUUCCUUGACAAUAUAGAUUUUUAAAUAUGUUCUUUAAUAACAGUGUUAUUGUGUUGCCUGAUGGGUGAGGAGCCCAUUUACACCGUAGUAGCUUCAUAAGCUUGAACUCAAAAGGCCUACUAGAAAAUAUAACAAAGUAGCAUGUUUUAUAGUUUGCUUAAUUAACCCACAUGGAUGGAUAUGCAUAUCACACAUUAGAUGCUUUUACAUUGCAUCUGAGCCACAUUAAGGUUUGUGGUGCUGUGAACCCAUCUUUUGGAAUGUGCCUAAAAGUUACAGGAUUCCCCUGUUCUUUCACACAGCUUUAAGAAGCUGUUCCCAAAUAGGAGGCAGGAAGCUUCUUAUGGAUGGAACACACAUCAUGUGUGCAUUUCCUAAAGUCAUGGUUGUUCAGGUUGUAACACUUAACGCAAUCCAUCCAGGAAGCCUACGGGACCCUUGUUUACUUGCACUCAUGUUACCUCACUCCAGCGGAGCCAGUCUUUCUGAACACAGAGGGAAGGACCAAGCUCGAGAUCUUGCGGGACCAUGUGUCCUUCCAUGGAGCUCCAUGGGAUCACUAAGGUGCUGGAUGGAGGCGGUCUUUGGAGUUGACAGUAUUAGCAAACUGCCCUUCUCCUGAUCAGUAAAAGAAGAGGGUGGGUGCCCAGGAAGAAGCUCAUCCUUUUGUUACUGUUUGAAGUGGUUUGAAGCAGAAUUUGUGGGAAUGCUUGCCUGUUUUCACAGUGCACAAUUUGAUUGUCUCCUAAAUAAACAGUUGCAUUCCAAAUGUGUGAACAUCUUCUUCUGGCAUAAGCAAUAGUAUGGGAGCAGA